AUGGUGACAGUGCCAGGAUCCAUGCAAACAGCAAUGGAGCUGGUAGUUAACAGUGCAACAGGUGCCAGUGUGGCUCAUAAUGGGCAGGUCUGCAGCACAUGGGGAAACUUCCACUUCCACACAUUUGAUGGUGAUUUUUUCCAGCUGCCCUACACUUGUAACUACAUCCUAGCCACCAUGUGUGACAGCACACAGUCUGAAUUUAACAUCCAGCUGAAGAGACAGUUUGUGAAUGAGCUUCCCACCAUUAGCUCAUUUACCAUAAAGCUAGAGGGGACUGUGAUUACGCUUCUCAAUGGCAACCUUACAGUAAAUGAACAAGUAUUGAUCAUUCCAGGUUAUUAUAAUGGAGUCCGGAUUGAAAGAUCAACUAGCUAUAUCAAGAUAAGUUCCAAGUUGGGAGUGACAGUGUUCUGGGAUGAGGAAAACUCAUUCUCGAUUGAGCUCUCAACCAAAUACAGAAAUCAGACAUGUGGGCUCUGUGGUGACUUUAACGGCAUUCAGCAAAAUGAGUUUACUAAAAAUGGAGAGCAGCUGAGCUUACUUGAUUUUGGUGAAAAAUGGAAGAUGGAUGCACCCACUGAGAUGUGUCAACAGAUGGAGCAACAGAAUCAUGACUGCAAAAAUGAGACAAGCAUAUGUGAAGAGCUGCUUGCCAAUGAAGCAUUUGACAGUUGCCGUAACUUGCUGUCCACAUCAGUGUUUGUGGAUGCAUGUGUGAAAGAUCUGUGUCAGUGCAACAGCAGCGAUCCUAUGUGCCUGUGUGACACUAUAUCUGAAUUCUCGCGCCAAUGUGCCCAUGCUGGCGGCAGACCACAAAACUGGAGAACCAAGGAGUUCUGUGGAAUACAAUGUGAGCUCAACAAGGUGCACAGUGAGUGUGGAAGUCCAUGCCCAGACACAUGUUCAAACCAAGAGGGAAGCAUGCUCUGUGCAGAUCACUGUGUGGAUGGAUGCGUCUGUCCAGAAGGAACUGUUUUUAAUGACAUUGAGCAAACUGGCUGUGUUCCUGUUGAUAACUGCCCCUGCAUUCACAAUGGCAAGACCUAUCAAGCAGGGGAAUUUUAUACAAGAACUUGUCAAGAAUGUGUGUGUUCGAAAGGACGAUGGAACUGUACAAAUCUGGACUGUCCUGGCACCUGCUCUUUGCUGGGAGGAUCUCAUAUCACCACAUUUGAUGGCAAAGCUUACAGAUUCAAUGGAAACUGUGACUAUGUACUCUCCAAGGGGGACACUUCGGGUAAUCUAGCUGUGCUUGGUCAUCUGGCGCAGUGUGGGCAGACAGAAACUGAAACAUGUCUGACUUCUGUCAAGUUAAGAAUGUCAACACGCACUGUAACUAUCACAUCCAGUGGCAGUGUACUUAUAAAUGAAGAUGUAACCAAGCUUCCAGUUUUUAGUGAACAAGUGACAGUCUUUAGCCCUUCUACAUUCUUCAUCAUUGCCCACACUUCAAGUCUUCAGAUAGUGAUCCAGCUGGUUCCAGUUAUGCAAGUCUACCUGGAAGCCAGUCCUGAACAAAAGGGGAAAUUAAGAGGUCUGUGUGGAAACUUUAAUGACAUCCUAGCCGAUGAUUUUAAGGCAGAAUCUGGACUCAUUGAGGGAACAGCUGCCACAUUUGCCUUUACAUGGAAGACGAUGACAAACUGUCCAGAUGUUAGUAACAAUAAUCAAGACCCCUGUAGUAUGAGUGUGGAAAAAGAGCGAUAUGCCAAAGAAUGGUGUACAAAGCUGGUUGAUCCAACAGGACUCUUUUCUCAGUGUCAUUUUGAAAUUAACCCCAAUUCUUACAAAGAGAGGUGCAUUUACGAUGCAUGUAAUUGUGCCAAUAGUGAGGAGUGUAUGUGCGGAGCCGUGUCAUCGUAUGUCUUUGCAUGUGCUUCCAAAGGUGUAAUGCUGGACGACUGGAGAGAUGUUAUGUGUGGUAAGUUCUCCAAUGACUGUUCCGGUAAUAGGGAGUAUUCCUAUAACCGGAGCAGUUGUGAGCAGACCUGUCGUUCUCUCAGUGGAUAUGACCAUACCUGCCAGGUGACCUAUACAACUGUGGAUGGCUGUGGCUGCACAGAGGGCACCUACCUUAAUGACAUGGAUGAGUGUGUACCUUCCUAUAGCUGCCCCUGUUAUGUAGAUGGUGAGAUAAUCCAACCCACACAGAUUAUCAGCAAGGAUGGAACAACAUGCACUUGCAGAGACGGCAAUCUGCACUGCAUUGGACACCAACAAGAGAUUACCUGUACAGCUCCUAUGGUUUUCUUAAACUGCUCAAAUGCUGGGUCUGGAGAAAGUGGGGCAGAGUGCCAGAAAAGCUGCCAGAACAUGGACUCAAAUCAGUGUGUGAGCACACAGUGUAAAUCAGGGUGUGUGUGUCCUAAUGGAUUAUUUGACGAUGGAAAAGGAGGGUGUGUGACAGAAGAGCUCUGUCCGUGUGCUCAUAAUGGAAAAUUCUAUCAACCUGGUGAGACUUUAACAUCAGACUGCAAUAACUGCACUUGCAGAAAUAGAAAGUUCAGCUGCACAACAGAACUAUGUCAUCGCACUUGCUCUAUCUAUGGUGACAGUCAUUACAUCAGUUUUGAUGGCAAAAGAUACUCUUUCAACGGCAACUGUGAAUACACACUGUCCCAGGAUUACUGCAGCAACAGCCCUGAUGGCUCAUUCCGUAUCAUCACAGAGAAUAUUCCAUGUGGCACCACUGGAACCACCUGCUCCAAGUCUAUUAAAAUCUUUCUAGAGAACACAGAACUGCUGCUGUCAGAGGAGAAGAUUAAAGUUGUUCACCUUGAUAAUGGCACAGAGAUCCCUUAUAAAAUACAUUCUGUGGGGAUAUACUUGGUUAUUGAGGCCAAAAAUGAUCUUGUUGUGCUGUGGGACAAGAAGACAAGUCUAAUGGUCCGCCUUGGGCCAUCAUUUAUGGGCAAAGUGUGUGGACUGUGUGGUAACUAUGAUGGUAAUUCGAAUAAUGAUUUUAUGACUCGAGGUGGAGAAGAGGUUGUAGAGCCAUUUGAGUUUGGAAACAGCUGGAGCAUUUCUACUACAUGCCCCAAAGCCAGUAGUGUCCUCAGCUCCUGUGAUAUGAGACCACACCGACAGGCCUGGGCCAUCAAACAAUGCAGCAUUAUCAUGAGUGAUGUCUUUAGCAGUUGUCACUCAUUGGUGGAGUCAAUACCAUACUAUGAUGCAUGUGUACAAGACACCUGUGCAUGUGAUACUGGUGGAGACUGUGAAUGUUUCUGCACUGCUGUGGCAGCCUAUGCUUCAGCAUGCACUAAGAAGGGGGCCUGUAUAUUGUGGAGGAGCCCAGACGUCUGCCCUUUAUUCUGUGACUACUAUAACUCACCUGAAGGCUGUGAGUGGCACUAUAAACCCUGUGGAGAGUCCUGCCUGAAAACAUGCCAGAACCCCUCAGGAGUCUGCUUCAGCCAACUUCCGCCGUUAGAGGGUUGCUAUCCCCAGUGCCCCUCUGACAGGCCAUUUUUUGAAGAAACAACAAUGAAGUGUGUUCCAAAAGAGCAAUGUGGGUGCGAUGUUGAUGGUAUUUACUACAAUGUUGGAGAUACCAUUCCUUCAAACGAAAAAUGCACAAUGACACAACAAUUGAAAACAACUCCAGAAAUCACCUCAACAACUGAAACAAAGACAUCACCAGUUACAAAACAUGUACCACCAACAACAACUAAAGAAAUAACCUCAUCAUCAUCACCAAUUACAACAGCACCUACAGAUUGCAAGACAAUUUGCCAUUGGUCACAGUGGGUGAACAGCAACUAUCCCAGUUACACCCCAACUGGACAAGAAGUUGAAUCCAUAGCUUCCAGUUGGAAAUCAGGAAUUAUUUCCUGCCAGAAACCAGAAGAAAUUGAAUGCAGGGCCACAGAGUAUAAAGACAUUUCUUUAUCAAACUUGGGUCAAAAUGUGACAUGUGAUGUUUCUGUUGGGCUGAUUUGUAAUAAUGUGGACCAAAGUCACAGACAAUGUUUUAAUUAUGAAAUAAGAGUAAAAUGCUGUGGUCAAACUUGCACAACAACUGUACCCCCAACAACCACGAAAGAAACAGCCUCAAUUACAACAACUGCAGUGCCAGUACCUCCAACAACCACUGAAGAAACAGUAUUCACAACAACUACAACAACUGUACCUCCAACAACUACAGAAGAAACAGCUUCUAUUACAACUACUACAAUACCAGUACCUCCAACAACCACAAAAGAAACAAUAUCCACAACAACUACAACUGUACCUCCAACCACUACAAAAGAAACCGCCCAUAUUACAACUACAGUGACAGUACCUCCAACAACCACAAAAGAAACAGUAUCCACAACAACUACAACAACUGUACCUCCAACAACUACAGAAGAAACUGCCUCUAUUACAACUACAACAGUACCAGUACCUCCAACAACCACAAAAGAAACAAUAUCCACAACAACUGUACCUCCAACAACUACAAAAGAAACAAUAUCUACAACAACUACAACAACUGCCCCCACAACUUCAUCAACACCUUCAGAUUGCAAGGAAGUUUGCCACUGGUCAGAGUGGGUGAACAGCAACUAUCCCAGUUACACUCCAACUGGACAAGAAGUUGAAUCCAUAGCUUCCAGUUGGAAAUCAGGAAUUAUUUCCUGCCAGAAACCAGAAGAAAUUGAGUGCAGGGCCACAGAAUAUAAAGACAUUUCUUUAUCAAACUUGGGUCAAAAUGUGACAUGUGAUGUUUCUGUUGGGCUGAUUUGUAAUAAUGUGGACCAAAGUGACAGACAAUGUUUUAAUUAUGAAAUAAGAGUAAAAUGCUGUGGUCAAACUUGCACAACAACUGUACCUCCAACAACCACGAAAGAAACAGCAACAACCACAAAAGAAACAGUAUCCACAACAACUACAACAACUGUACCUCCAACAACCACAAAAGAAACAGCCUCUGUUACAACAACUGCAGCGCCAGUACCUCCAACAACCACAAAAGAAACAAUAUCCACAACAACUACAACAACUGUACCUCCAACAACUACAGAAGAAACCGCCUCUAUUACAACAACUACAGUACCAGUACCUCCAUCAACCACAAAAGAGACAAUAUCCACAACAACUAUACCUCCAACAACUACAAAAGAAACAACAUCUACAAGAACUACAACAACUGUACCUACAACUACACCAAUUACCAUUUCUACUACAACAACUGCCCCCACAACUUCAUCAACACCUUCAGAUUGCAGGAAAGUUUGCCAUUGGUCAGAGUGGGUGAACAGCAACUAUCCCAGUUACAUUCCAACUGGACAAGAAGUUGAAUCCAUAGCUUCCAGCUGGAAAUUAGGAAUUAUUUCCUGCCAGAAACCAGAAGAAAUUGAGUGCAGGGCCACAGAAUAUAAAGACAUUUCUUUAUCAAACUUGGGUCAAAAUGUGACAUGUGAUGUUUCUGUUGGGCUGAUUUGUAAUAAUGUGGACCAAAGUGACAGACAAUGUUUUAAUUAUGAAAUAAGAGUAAAAUGCUGUGGUCAAACUUGCACAACAACUGUACCUCCAACAACCACAAAAGAAACCGCCUCUAUCACAACAACUACAACAACUGUUCCUCCAACAACUACAAAAGAAACCGCUUCUAUUACAACAACUGCAGCACCAGUACCUCCAACAACCACAAAAGAAACAGUAUCCACAACAACUACAACAACUGUACCUCCAACAACUACAGAAGAAACCACUUCUUUUACCACUACUAAAAUACCAGUACCUCCAACAACCACUGAAGAAACAAUAUCCACAACAACUGUACCUCCAACAACCACAAAAGAAACCGCCUCUAUUACAACAACUGCAGCACCAGUACCUCCAACAACCACUGAAGAAACAGUAUCCACAACAACUACAACAACUGUACCUCCAACAACUACAGAAGAAACCGCUUCUAUUACAACUAAUACAGUACCAGUACCUCCAACAACCACAAAAGAAACAAUAUCCACAACAACUGUACCUCCAUCAACUACAAAAGAAACAGCCUCUAUUACAACAACUGCAGUGCCAGUACCUCCAACAACCACUGAAGAAACAGUAUUCACAACAACUACAACAACUGUACCUCCAACAACUACAAAAGAAACCGCCUCUAUUACAACUACUACAGUACCAGUACCUCCAACAACCACAAAAGAAACAAUAUCCACAACAACUGUACCUCCAACAACUACAAAAGAAACAAUAUCUACAACAACUACAACAACUGCCCCCACAACUUCAUCAACCCCUUCAGAUUGCAGGAAAGUUUGCCAUUGGUCAGAGUGGGUGAACAGCAACUAUCCCAGUUACACUCCAACUGGACAAGAAGUUGAAUCCAUAGCUUCCAGUUGGAAAUCAGGAAUUAUUUCCUGCCAGAAACCAGAAGAAAUUGAGUGCAGGGCCACAGAAUAUAAAGACAUUUCUUUAUCAAACUUGGGUCAAAAUGUGACAUGUGAUGUUUCUGUUGGGCUGAUUUGUAAUAAUGUGGACCAAAGUGACAGACAAUGUUUUAAUUAUGAAAUAAGAGUAAAAUGCUGUGGUCAAACUUGCACAACAACUUUACCUCCAACAACCACAAAAGAAACAGCCUCUAUUACAACAACUGCAGCGCCAGAACCUCCAACAACCACAAAAGAAACAGUAUCCACAACAACUACAACAACUGUACCUCCAACAACUACAAAAGGAACCGCCUCUAUUACAACAACUGCAGCACCAGUACCUCCAACAACCACAAAAGAAACAGUAUCCACAACAACUACAACAACUGUACCUCCAACAACUACAAAAGAAACCGCCUCUAUUACAACAACUGCAGCACCAGUACCUCCAACAACCACAAAAGAAACAGUAUCCACAACAACUAUAACAACUGUACCUCCAACAACUACAGAAGAAACCACUUCUUUUACCACUACUAAAAUACCAGUACCUUCAACAACCACUGAAGAAACAAUAUCCACAACAACUGUACCUCCAACAACCACAAAAGAAACCGCCUCUAUUACAACAACUGCAGCACCAGUACUUCCAACAACCACUGAAGAAACAGUAUCCACAACAACUACAACAACUGUACCUCCAACAACUACAGAAGAAACCGCUUCUAUUACAACUAAUACAGUACCAGUACCUCCAACAACCACAAAAGAAACAAUAUCCACAAUAACUGUACCUCCAUCAACCACAAAAGAAACAGCCUCUAUUACAACAACUGCAGUGCCAGUACCACCAACAACCACUGAAGAAACAGUAUUCACAACAACUACAACAACUGUACCUCCAACAACUACAAAAGAAACCGCCUCUAUUACAACUACUACAGUACCAGUACCUCCAACAACCACGAAAGAAACAAUAUCCACAACAACUGUACCUCCAACAACUACAAAAGAAACAAUAUCUACAACAACUACAACAACUGCCCCCACAACUUCAUCAACCCCUUCAGAUUGCAGGAAAGUUUGCCAUUGGUCAGAGUGGGUGAACAGCAACUAUCCCAGUUACACUCCAACUGGACAAGAAGUUGAAUCCAUAGCUUCCAGUUGGAAAUCAGGAAUUAUUUCCUGCCAGAAACCAGAAGAAAUUGAGUGCAGGGCCACAGAAUAUAAAGACAUUUCUUUAUCAAACUUGGGUCAAAAUGUGACAUGUGAUGUUUCUGUUGGGCUGAUUUGUAAUAAUGUGGACCAAAGUGACAGACAAUGUUUUAAUUAUGAAAUAAGAGUAAAAUGCUGUGGUCAAACUUGCACAACAACUGUACCUCCAACAACCACAAGAGAAACAGCCUCUAUUACAACAACUGCAGCGCCAGAACCUCCAACAACCACUGAAGAAACAGUAUUCACAACAACUACAACAACUGUACCUCCAACAACUACAAAAGAAACCGCCUCUAUUACAACAACUGCAGCACCAGUACCUCCAACAACCACAAAAGAAACAGUAUCCACAACAACUACAACAACUGUACCUCCAACAACUACAAAAGAAACCGCCUCUAUUACAACAACUGCAGCACCAGUACCUCCAACAACCACAACAGAAACAAUAUCCACAACAACUACAACAACUGUACCUCCAUCAACCACAAAAGAAACAGCCUCUAUUACAACAACUGCAGUGCCAGUACCUCCAACAACCACAAAAGAAACAGUAUCCACAACAACUACAACAACUGUACCUCCAACAACUACAAAAGAAACCGCCUCUAUUACAACAACUGCAGCACCAGUACCUCCAACAACCACAACAGAAACAAUAUCCACAACAACUACAACAACUGUACCUCCAUCAACCACAAAAGAAACAGCCUCUAUUACAACUACUACAGUACCAGUACCUCCAACAACCACAAAAGAAACAAUAUCCACAACAACUGUACCUCCAACAACUACAAAAGAAACAAUAUCUACAACAACUACAACAACUGCCCCCACAACUUCAUCAACCCCUUCAGAUUGCAGGAAAGUUUGCCAUUGGUCAGAGUGGGUAAACAGCAACUAUCCCAGUUACACUCCAACUGGACAAGAAGUUGAAUCCAUAGCUUCCAGUUGGAAAUCAGGAAUUAUUUCCUGCCAGAAACCAGAAGAAAUUGAGUGCAGGGCCACAGAAUAUAAAGACAUUUCUUUAUCAAACUUGGGUCAAAAUGUGACAUGUGAUGUUUCUGUUGGGCUGAUUUGUAAUAAUGUGGACCAAAGUGACAGACAAUGUUUUAAUUAUGAAAUAAGAGUAAAAUGCUGUGGUCAAACUUGCACAACAACUGUACCUCCAACAACCACAAGAGAAACAGCCUCUAUUACAACAACUGCAGCGCCAGAACCUCCAACAACCACAAAAGAAACAGUAUCCACAACAACUACAACAACUGUACUUCCAACAACUACAAAAGAAACCGCCUCUAUUACAACAACUGCAGCACCAGUACCUCCAACAACCACAACAGAAACAAUAUCCACAACAACUACAACAACUGUACCUCCAACAACUACAGAAGAAACAAUAUCCACAACAACUGUAUCUCCAUCAACCACAAAAGAAACCGCCUCUAUUACAACAACUGCAGCACCAGUACCUCCAACAACCACUGAAGAAACAGUAUCCACAACAACUACAACAACUGUUCCUCCAACAACUACAGAAGAAACCACCUCUAUUACAACAACUGCAGCGCCAGUACCUCCAACAACCACAAAAGAAACAAUAUCCACUACAACUACAACUGUACCUCCAACAACUACAAAAGAAACAGCCUCUAUUACAACAACUGCAGUGCCAGUACCUCCAACAACCACUGAAGAAACAGUAUUUACAACAACUACAACAACUGUACCUCCAACAACUACAAAAGAAACCACCUCUAUUACAACAACUGCAGCACCAGUACCUCCAACAACCACAAAAGAAACAAUAUCCACAAAAACGGUACCUCCAACAAUUACAAAAGAAACAAUAUCUACAAGAACUACAACAACUGUACCUACAACUACACCAACUGCCAUUUCUACUACAACAACUGCCCCCACAACUUCAUCAACACCUUCAGAUUGCAGGAAAGUUUGCCAUUGUAUUCACAACAACUACAACAACUGUACCUCCAACAACUACAAAAGAAACCGCCUCUAUUACAACAACUGCAGCGCCAGUACCUCCAACAACCACAAAAGAAACUAUAUCCACAACAACUACAACAACUGUACCUCCAACAACUACAGAAGAAACUGCUUCUUUUACAACUACUACAGUACCAGUACCUCCAACAACCACAAAAGAAACAAUAUCCACAACAACUGUACCUCCAUCUACUACAAAAGAAACAGCCUCUAUUACAACAACUGCAGCGCCAGUACCUCCAACAACUACAAAAGAAACAGUAUCCACAACAACUACAACAACUGUACCUCCCACAACUACAAAAGAAACAGCCUCUAUUACAACAACUGCAGCGCCAGUACCUCCAACAACUACAAAAGAAACAGUAUUCACAACAACUACAACAACUGUACCUCCCACAACUACAAAAGAAAUCGCGUCUAUUACAACAACUGCAGCACCAGUAUCUCCAACAACCACAAAAGAAACAGUAUCCACAACAACUACAACUGUACCUCCAACAACCACAAAAGAAACAACUUUAACCACAUUUCAUGGUCUGUUAUGUAUAAUGAAACUGAUGGAGCAGGAUGGUGUUUUACCGCUUAUUGUGAUGCAAAGUGCAAUGUUGACAAAGAAGCACAGCCAUGCCCCACGACUACAAUUGCUCCAACUACAGCCACUUCAUCUACACCCCCUUUAAUAAAACCUUCUUCCACUACAACCCCUUCAACUAAAACCUUGCCUACAACAACUUCAACUAAGACCUUGUCUACAACAACAACUACAAGUGUUAUUCCUCCUAAGGACUGCCAAUACCUUGACCCACCAAAAAAGAAUGGAGAUACCUGGACAGAAAAAUGUUAUGAAAAUACAUGCAUAGAUGGAUCCAUUAAUUCCAAACCUGUGCAAUGUGCCAAUGCAGUACCUACUAAGCCAGUGUGUGUAAAUGGUUUCCCUCCUGAGAAGGUUUAUGAUAAAACUGGAUGUUGCUACCACUAUGAAUGCUUAUGUAAAUGUAAUGGCUGGGGAGAUCCACAUUAUGUCACAUUUGAUGGAACAUAUUAUACUUUCCAAGGAAACUGCACAUAUGUUUUGGUCCAGGAAAUCAUCAAAAAAUAUAAUUUGUCUGUCCAUAUCAAGAACUAUUAUUGUGACACUGUGCACAAAUUAGCUUGCCCUGAAAGUUUAACUAUAUACUAUAAAUCAAAUAAAAUUACACUAGAACAGACAAGAAACCCAACUAUAAAUAAGGUAUUUGUCAAUGAUAAACAGAAGAUUCCAACUUUCUCAACUGAAGACUUCACCAUCACAUCCACUGGCAUUGAGAUGUCUGUAGACAUUCCAGCUAUCAAAGCCAAAAUAAGCUUCAAGGGCAUGAACUUUGCAGUCAACCUACCAUAUUCAUUAUUCUACAACAACACCGAGGGACAGUGUGGUAAAUGUGACAACAACACAGCAAAUGAUUGCAGUCUACGUAAUGGAGAAAUAGAGUCAUGUGAGAAAACAGCAAGUAAUUGGACAGUGAAUGCUUUACCCUGUGCACCUCCUCCUCCAACUACAACUGUUGAAAAAUGUGAACCAGCCAUCUGCGAAAUCAUAAAGAGCAAUGUGUUUGAAAAGUGCCAUGAAGUCCUUCCUCCAGAUAAUUACUUUAAAGCAUGUGUAUAUGACGAGUGCAACAUGAAGAACUUUUCUGGCUGCCUUAGCCUGGAAAACUAUGCUAGGCUGUGUGCUGAGCAGUCUAUAUGUGUUGACUGGAGGAGCCAAACUAAUGGAAAAUGCACAUACAACUGUCCAGCACAUAAAACUUACAUGCCAUGUGGACCAAAGGUGGAACGCACCUGCAAUUCAAUGUACAAUGACAAAUAUCUGCAGUGUGAUACUCAGGUGUGUCAUGACAGUUUCCGAGAAGGAUGCUUCUGCCCUAAUGGCACAACACUCUUUAGCACUUCUGCUGAUGUCUGUGCCAAAUUCUGUGGUUGUAUUGGACCUGAUAAUGAGCCCAAGAAGCCAGGAGAUAAAUGGCAUAAGAACUGCCUACAGUGUGAGUGCAGUGAGGCAUCAAUGGGUGAAGUGUGUGAACCUCUUUUAUGUCCAAUGGCAGAGCCCUGUAACAAACCUGGAUAUGAGAUUAAAAUAGAAGAUUGCUGUCCAAACUGUGGUCAGACAGAAAACUGUGUUCUGUUAAAAAAGAACACCUUCCUGCAGGUCAAUGACUGCAUUUCAGUCCAGUCUGUGGAGAUAGCCUCCUGCUCUGGCAGUUGUGACACCAGCUCAGUAUAUUCAGUGGUAGCUAACACCAUGAUUCAACACUGCUCCUGCUGUCAGGAUCAACGCACCAUCAGCAAGCAAGUGGAGAUGCGCUGUCCUGACAACCGCCAGAUCACCUACACCUACACCUAUGUAGAAGAGUGUGGCUGCCAUGUGACUGAGUGUAAAGACAAAAAGCAGGGAUAACAAUGCAUUACAGUCUGUGGUUUGGACUGGGUAAAAGCUGAUCAUGAUAUAUUGUGACAGACUGAGUAAGACUUAAAAUAUACAUUUAUUUGAUUUUUACAUUUUAUAUGUAAUACCUUUACAGAUUAAUAUUUUGUAAUCAAAUUGCAUGUUUUUGGGAAAAAAGGGGAAAAGAAUACAUAAGGCUGUUCUCUAUGUAACCAAUGUACAUGUACAUGUUGGGAACUGUACUGUUGAUGAUAUUCUAUACAU
Messenger RNA from Trichomycterus rosablanca, 12297 nucleotides. Its product is annotated as mucin-2-like. The coding region runs from base 1 to 12045 and encodes 4014 amino acids. The record is from RefSeq and is a predicted model, not a curated record. Gene Ontology annotation, molecular function: protein binding. The transcript has 42 exons. NCBI's taxonomy places the organism in Eukaryota, Metazoa, Chordata, Actinopteri, Siluriformes, Trichomycteridae. Gene Ontology annotation, cellular component: extracellular matrix.